CUUUAUAGGGGUUAAUUAUCAUAAUAACAAUUCAUAAAAAAAUAUUUACUAUCUACGUUCUCCCAGGACUACCCUGUGGAACUCUUUACUUCAAUACUUUGCACUUUUGUGUGGUGUAGCCUUGUAAGCUGUAGCAGAUUAUAUCUUGGAAUGCAUAGUAUAGCAGAUGUAUUAGCUGGUCUGCUACUUUCCGCACUCCUUUUACCUGUACUGAUGUAUACAGCUCUGUACCUGGAUUUCUGGCUGGUCAGCUCGCCACUCAGUGCGCCGGUCACUCUUUUCCUGUCAUUUCUAGCAAUCUGGAUUUAUCCUUCCUCUGGCAGAUGGACCCCAGCACGUGGUGAGACUACCGCCAUCUUGGGAAGUUAUAUUGGGGCCCAGAUGGGAUUCUGGUUACUGGUCCAGCUUGGAUAUCUUACUACUGGUGGUAUGAAAGAAGCAUUUGUCUGGGAUCGAUGGAAUUUAGCUCACAUUGUCAUCAGAAGCGUCAUUGGCGGAAUAGUUGGUGGGAUUGCUAAAACCGGUUCUAAACCAGUUUGGAUCCGGUUUUCCUGCUACCUGGCCGGUAUUGACCACAGACGAUAUGAGAAUAGUAGAAACCUGUUUGUUGAAUUAUUCUAUAAGUUCUGGAGCUACGCAACCCUAGGGAUGAUGGUUGUCUCUGUCUCUCCUCUCAUCUUCUCCAUCCUUGGCAUUCAACGGGAAUCCUUCCUAUCAGAGCUCACACCCUGAUAUAUCAAUCUCUAAAGAUUAAAGGUUGUGUGUGCUAAAUUAUUCAAGUGGAAAACGUCUAAAUGUAAUUUUCACUUUAAGUUGGGGCUUUUUUAUAUUUCUAUUGUUGAAAACGCAUGGUGCUCUACAUUUAUAGUUUUUCACUGAUCAAUGAUCAAUAUUUAGCAUACCAAAUAGUUUUUAGUAGAAUUUCUUAAAUAUUCAUCUAAAAAAGUCAACAUGAUAAUUUUUCUUUGCACUUUGCCUUUUAAAUGUCUGAACAGCUAACGUAUAACCAAAUAUAUGAACACUGAACAUUGAACAAAUGUAAAAGCAAAUAUAUGAACACUGAACAGUGAACAAAUGUUUAACUAACGAAGGCGGUACGCGUACUGAAUUUUCCUUAAAAUCCACUAUGAAUGAGGUAUUUUGGCAUCUAUUUAUGAACAUUUCUUUACUUUAAAAUGGCGCAAACAUUUGAUAUUUUUACUAAAUGAAUGUUACUAAAUCAAUAAUCA
This is a messenger RNA of Eurytemora carolleeae, 1229 nucleotides long. RefSeq lists its product as uncharacterized. The coding region runs from base 151 to 732 and encodes 193 amino acids. NCBI's taxonomy places the organism in Eukaryota, Metazoa, Arthropoda, Copepoda, Calanoida, Temoridae. The record is from RefSeq and is a predicted model, not a curated record. The transcript is spliced from 7 exons.